This is a messenger RNA of Plodia interpunctella (Indianmeal moth), 1416 nucleotides long. RefSeq names its product tryptase-like. The record is from RefSeq and is a predicted model, not a curated record. Lineage: Eukaryota; Metazoa; Arthropoda; Insecta; Lepidoptera; Pyralidae. Gene Ontology annotation, molecular function: serine-type endopeptidase activity. The transcript is spliced from 10 exons. The coding region runs from base 214 to 1395 and encodes 393 amino acids. Gene Ontology annotation, biological process: proteolysis.
AGACAACUUCAUACUUGAUCCCAAACACAAGUCAAUUUUAUUAUUCACAUUAACGUACAGCGAUGACACAUCUGAUUUCUUUAUACAUACAAAAAACAAACGUACGCGUGUCUUAUUAGAUGUUCUUAACUUAUUUAUCUGCAAGUGCGUUCAAAGAACGAUCGUGUUUUAUGUUUUCGAUGUGAUUUGUGAAGUGACUUCAUUUGAUAAAUUAUGUGUCGUGUAGUUUAUAUAGUUUUGUUGUUUACAGUUGUCGCAAUUACUAAUGUAUCAUCAGGAGAUAACAUCAGAGGAAAACGACAAGUCGACGAAGACAGAUGGGAAUGGGGCUACUUCGACGAACCGAUGAAACCGAGCGAGAAUGCGAGUCUACGAAUAGAAGUUACGACAACAACUACAACGAAACGAGAGGAAGACGAACCAGAACCCAGCUUCUGCCAAACAUACAAUCCUGACAGGCCAAAUUUUAACAAGCCUGGUAGAAGAAUAUGUGAAGCCAAAUGCUACGAGUACAUUUGGAAAUUAAACGUGCGUUUAGAAGAAGAUAAAAGAUUUCAUCAAUGUCUGGACUGGAAGAGAAAAAAAUACCAAAUCCAAUUUGCAAUUGGAGGACAUCCGACUGGGCCAGGUGAUUAUCCUCAUAUGGGUGCUAUAGGAUGGAAGGCAUCAGUAGGCACAUGGGUGUUCAAAUGUGGUAGCUCCCUCAUCAGCGAGAAGUUUGUCCUGACGGCUGCUCACUGCGCGAGAGCAUCCUCAAGGGACUCUUCAAUAGCUGAUCCCGUGCCCAAGAUUGUUAGACUUGGCGAUAAGAAUAUUAUUGAUUCUUUCUACAAAGGUUUGAAGCCAACAGAUCGUAACAUAACCAGGAUAAUUGUCCACCCACAAUUCUCUCCACCGAAGAAGUACUUCGACAUAGCGCUGAUGGAAUUGGACAAAGAGGUGAUAUUCUCGAGGCUUCUCCAACCGGCUUGUCUUUGGACUAACUUUGACACUAGCAAGCUUGGAAAAGAGGCUGUAUUGACUGGCUGGGGCAUUGUAGCAACCGGUUCUCUCAACAUCUCCCCUGAGCUACAGGCAGCGACGGUCGAUAUUCUGGAUUCACAACUAUGUGAUAAUUUCCUCAAAACCUCCUGCAAUAGAAACUGGUGCGGAAUGCAGGACGACCAACUGUGUGCUGGAAAGUUGAAAGGUGGUGUGGAUGCUUGUCAGGGGGAUUCCGGCGGACCUCUACAGGUAAAAAUCCCAUUGCCUACAAAUAAAGAAGGCCAAAUGCACUACGUGUUAGGCGUGAUAUCAUUCGGUAUAGGAUGUGCUUAUCCUAACCUGCCAGGGAUCUACACUAGGGUGUCCACUUUCAUCGAUUGGAUCGAGGACAACGUGUGGGGAAACAGUUAAAAUAAAUUAUUGUGAAAAAUA